AGCUCUAUGCAAGAUCUGAAAGGAAUGCUGUGAGGAGGGAAGGGAACGCCCAAAUUAUUAAACUGCGAUGAUUGUAACCCGCACACAUCCAGUGUCCUGUCCUCUACAUGGCAUACGAGUGCUACAUCUUCAUGCAUAAUUCCCGGUGAAACUCCAGUUUUCAAAAUGGAACCACCCACUCGAUCGCAGUCUGACGAUAUCCCAUCGAUAUCACAAAUCAUCGAACGGCUCAUAGCAGAGCUAUCUACAAUCGAACCGCAGAACAACAACACUACCGGACCACCUACUACUACUACUACUGCAUGGCCUUCUCAAAGUAUGAGUACUCAACAAGGCGAUAUUCAAAAUCAAAAUCCAUUUCAUUCUCUACAAGGCUCUCAAUUAUCGAAAGUGAAAUCGCUCAUGUUGACGCUCCACUGUCUGUUUCCGAACGAGUUGCUUCUCGCUCUGGAUAUCUUGGAUCGAAAGCUCGUGAGGCGGUUUGUUAGUAGCAAGCAGACCGAAGAUGGAAAUGUAAAUGCAGCAGAAUAUACGAAUACGUCAGGAUCGGGUGAUGACAGGGAAGAGAUUCCAGAUUCUCAAGAAGAAGAAGAAGAAGUCGAUUCACUACCUGAACAGCAGACUUCAGUGAGAGAUGAGAUGUUUCUCGUCCUUUCCACUUCAUCUACAACGUCGCAGUCAUCGCGGAGAGUUCCAGAGAAGUACUACGAAGUUCGUCUACGAGCUUGGAACUGUACUUGUCCUGGUUUUGUGCUGAGUGCGUUCAGGAAUUUGGGAAACGCAGUAGAGGAAGAUGUUGGUGUUCGUGAGGACGAAGAUGAGGAAAUGAAUGACUACCAUGGGGAUCACUGGUUGGGAGGAACAUUGACGCGAACGAUGUGGGGGAACUCGGCACCUCCUAUGUGUAAGCAUCUACUUGCUUGCAUUCUGGCGACGAGGUGUGCGGGGCUCUUUGGAAAUGGGUUGCAGGAGAGAAUCGAUGUGAGCCAAACCGAGAUGGCUGGUUGGGCUGCAGGCUGGGGUGGAUGAGAAACGGAUUCGUCCGGGGCAUUGCAGAGCACAUUAAUGGUCUCGAAUUUAUCGUC
Messenger RNA from Paecilomyces variotii, 1085 nucleotides. RefSeq lists its product as hypothetical. The record is from RefSeq and is a predicted model, not a curated record. The coding region runs from base 166 to 1029 and encodes 287 amino acids. Gene Ontology annotation, molecular function: zinc ion binding. The transcript has a single exon. NCBI's taxonomy places the organism in Eukaryota, Fungi, Ascomycota, Eurotiomycetes, Eurotiales, Thermoascaceae.